UCUAUUUAUUGUUUAUUAUUUAUUAUUUAUUAUGCUUUCUCUUCUCUCUCCAAUCAAUCAUCACUUCUUCUUCACUUUGGCUUACUAAUCUAAUCUAAUCUGCAAUCGAUAGGAUCGGAUCCGAUCGGAAUCCCCAAAAUGAGCUGGUGGUGGGCUGGAGCAAUCGGCGCUGCCAAGAAAAAAUUCGACGAGGAUGCAGCGCCCCCAAAGCACCAAAGCGUAGCCCUAAUCGUCGGCGUGACCGGCAUCGUCGGAAACAGCCUGGCGGAGAUCCUGCCGCUCUCCGACACCCCCGGCGGCCCCUGGAAGGUCUACGGCGUGGCGCGCCGCCCCCGCCCGUCGUGGAACGAGGACAACCCGAUCAAUUACAUCUGCUGCGACAUUUCCGACGCCGACGACGCCAGCGCCAAGCUCGAACCCCUCACAGACAUCACCCACGUCUUCUACACCGCCUGGGCCAACCGAUCCACCGAGGCGGAGAACUGCGAAAUCAAUGGCAGAAUGCUGAGGAACGUCCUCAACGCAGUGAUCCCCAAUUGCCCUGAUUUGAAGCACAUCUGUCUGCAAACCGGUCGUAAGCAUUACCUCGGCCCCUGGGAAGCCAUAGGCAAAGUCGAGACCCCGGAUCCUCCAUUCACAGAGGACAUGCCACGAUUAAACCACAUCAAUUUCUACUACACGCAGGAGGACAUUCUGCUGGAAGAAGUCUCAAAGAAGGAAGGCCUAACAUGGUCUGUCCACCGGCCGAGUCAAAUCUUCGGCUUCUCCCCAUACAGCAUGAUGAACAUGGUGGGAUCCUUAUGCGUCUACGCCGCCAUUUGCAAGCACGAAGGGACAGUGAUGAAGUUCCCGGGAUGCAGGGCAGCAUGGGAGGAGUUUUCAGAUUGCUCGGACGCGGAUUUAGUGGCGGAGCAUCAGAUAUGGACGGCGGUGGAUCCUUAUGCAAAGAAUGAGGCGUUCAAUGUGACGAACGGGGACGCCUUCAAAUGGAAGCUGUUCUGGAAGGUGUUGGCGGAGCAGUUUGGGGUGGCGUACGAGGGGUAUGAGGAGGGGAAGGAGGAGGUGAGGCUGGAGGAGAUGAUGAAGGGGAAGGCGGCGGUGUGGGAGGAGAUAGUGAGGGAGAAUGGUUUGGCGGCGACGAGGUACGAGGAUGUGGCGAACUGGUGGUAUGUGGAUGCAGUGCUGAAGAAUGUUGUGGGGUUGGACACGAUGAACAAGAGCAAGGAGCAUGGCUUUCUGGGGUUUAGGAAUUCGAAGAACUCGUUUGUUUCUUGGAUCGACAAGUUGAAGGCUUACAAGAUUGUGCCAUAGGUACAGAAAUUUGCAAUGUCGGUACAUUCCUCCGGAGGACCUAGAGAUGUCUCAUAAUUUCAGGAUCACAAGUCCAUUCCGACACAGGUCAUUUCCUUUCGGACCUCUUGUGUUUGGUUUUUGAUUUGUGACUUGUGUUUUCUUGUUAAAAUAAUUGAUUGUAAUAUUUUAUAUUUAGUGAUCGCUGCCGUGUUUGUUUCCCCUCAAAAGCACAUAUUGAAUAUCUAGAGAAUACCAAUAUUUAGUGAACAUAGCAUUGGGAUUUUAAAAUAAGAGUUAUUUAUUUUAUCUGUAAGCAUGUCAUAUAAAGUAUACAUUGUAUUCUAUAUAAAUAUAUAUGAUGCUAUGUAGAAAUAUAUUUGAUGCUUUAUGAAAGAUGUUAUGUUUGUUGCUCUAUACAAUAUAUGUAAUGUUCGAUA
Messenger RNA from Andrographis paniculata, 1730 nucleotides. RefSeq names its product 3-oxo-Delta(4,5)-steroid 5-beta-reductase. The record is from RefSeq and is a predicted model, not a curated record. The transcript has 3 exons. Lineage: Eukaryota; Viridiplantae; Streptophyta; Magnoliopsida; Lamiales; Acanthaceae. The coding region runs from base 139 to 1311 and encodes 390 amino acids.